Messenger RNA from Ostrea edulis (European flat oyster), 1678 nucleotides. RefSeq lists its product as uncharacterized. Gene Ontology annotation, biological process: regulation of apoptotic process. NCBI's taxonomy places the organism in Eukaryota, Metazoa, Mollusca, Bivalvia, Ostreida, Ostreidae. The coding region runs from base 302 to 1600 and encodes 432 amino acids. The record is from RefSeq and is a predicted model, not a curated record. The transcript has 3 exons.
ACAUGGAAGGAAAAAGUGUUAAUAUACUGGUAUGUUGGUCAUCACAUGAAACCAGUGAAAUAUUAACUUAAAAUAUGCGAUAAAUUUCACCGUAAAACAAAACGCUUGUGAAGAUACUGCGCAGGAAAUACAAGAACUGAGUGACAGUUAAACUGAGGGAAACUUUAGAAGGACAUUUGUCCUUAUGAUCAUCAAAACUGUGUCAUUUUAAUUGUGUAAUAACUCAGAACUCUUGGACAUAUGGAUCUUCAGAUAGGGGACACCAUCAAUAGGAAUUUGAGUUGCUUUUCAUUGGUAUUUUAUGAUUAGGGAAGACAUGGAUAAGCAGCAGAGAACGGCAUUACAGAAGAACCACAUGAUGAUCGUUGAGGACCUUUUGAUUACGGAUGAUUUUCUUGGACAGUGUUUUCAGGAUGAUCUGUUUGAUUUGCAUUUAAUUGAAAUAAUCAAGACUGAGCGGACAAAUCAACAGAAGGUCCACAAGCUACUAGAACUCCUGCCUCAUCGGGGGCCAGAUGCUUUUGAUAAGUUUGUCAGCAUCAUUGAGCUGAGGUAUCCUUGGUUAGCCAAGUCGUUGGAAAAUGGACUGAGUCAGGAGAGACAGAAACACCAGGAGAAUCGCUGGUCCAGUAGAAUUGAUCAGCUGCCCAGGCUGGGGCUGGAGAGACUUGGAUCCCCAACUAGGUAUCAGUCGUACAAAAUCGCCAGCCAAAGAGAACUGUGUCAUGCUGCAGAUGUUUCUGAGCGUAUUGAAAACUUCACACAGAGAAGCUUUGGACUCCACAGAAAACUAUCUCAAUCUGACAAAAGGGCUGUGGAACAAUUUCUAUUGGAACAAAUAAAGCUAGAGGUCCAAAAACAAAAUGACCUUCAUUCCAAAAGCAGUGGAAAUAUUCCUCCUCAUAUAAAGCAAUGGCUCCUAAAUACACACAUCAAGUUCAAAGUUCACAUAGAUUGUCUCACAGAAGAAUCAAUAUCCAAAGAUGAGCUUCACACAUCUUAUUCUAUCACUUUUGAAAUUAUUGAAAAACAAAUAGAGACUUUGUUAAAUCGGAUUCAACAUCUGGAGGAACAAAUGACAAAUCUUUAUGAUGUACUCGGAGAAACCUCUCGGAAGAAAAGUCCCGCAUUACUAGUGGAAAAUAUUUUACACAAGUGUCAAGAUAUUGAGAGCAAGUUUGAGCGGAAGCAAAGAGAAAUUGACACCAUGAGCAAUGAAAAUUACGAGUUGACAAUAAGGAAAAAAAAGUUAGCUCAUGAACUGCAACUCAAAGAUGUUCAGUUGGAAGUAAAAGCCAACCAGAUAAGCAAACUUCAGCAAGAAAAUAAGGCCCUACAGGCUGAGAUCGAAAAACUGAAAAAAGUGAAUAUCACACAUUCAGAAAAGGAAAAGACACUUACAGAAUUACAGAGGAUUGUGAACGACUUGCGACAAACUCGAGAUCAAGUGCAAGAGGAAAACACAGAGCUAAGAUAUAAACUUGACCAACGUGUUCGCUUUUUGUCCCCCAGGCGACAGUCAUCUUAUUCCAAAACCUCAAACAGCAAAGCUUUGAGAGUAAAAGCAGCAAACAGAAAGAAGCUCAAUAGUAACAGAUAAUUUGGGAUGAUUAAAUGAUGUGUAGAAAAUUGCAAUAUUUAUGAUUUUGAUGUGAAUUCUCAUUCAAAUAAAUCUAUA